Molecule: messenger RNA, 3258 nt
Organism: Crotalus tigris (Tiger rattlesnake)
Lineage: Eukaryota; Metazoa; Chordata; Lepidosauria; Squamata; Viperidae
Gene: CPT1B
Product: carnitine palmitoyltransferase 1B
Exons: 20
Coding region: 562-3051 (829 amino acids)
Biological process (GO): fatty acid metabolic process; carnitine metabolic process
Cellular component (GO): mitochondrion
Molecular function (GO): carnitine O-palmitoyltransferase activity
Source: RefSeq, a predicted model, not a curated record
CGGGCGCUCGAGGCAGCCAGAGAAGCGCCGUCCCUGCAAAGGCCGCCCCACUCGGGACCGGGUCGUCUUUGAUCGGGAACCGCGCGUGGAAAGUCUCGUGGGUGCCUCGCCUCCUUCGACCCCGCCAGACUGGGGCGCUGGACGGGGCGGGGGGUCGGCUUCCCUUCCGCUCUCCUCUCCCCCCCCGCGGGGCCGAGAAUAGGGGGAGGGGCUGGAGGCGCCGCCCGCUUCCCCUUUCCAAGUAGGGCAGCCACCGCCCCCGCCGGGUGUCCGGUUACAGGAGGGCCGCCGCCGCCGCCGGCUGGGGGGAGGCCCGCGGUCACUGGGCCCCCGCCUUCUCCCGCGUGGACCGAGCAGCCUCCCCGUCCGGCCGGUGAGCUCCGGGGCUGCCCAGGGCGGGAGUGGGGCGCGGGGAUCUUCGGCCCGCGCGGGGUGGCCUGGCGCGCCCGGGGAGGCAGGAAGGGCGUCCGGACAGGCGCUCGAGCCCUUCAGCCCCCGGUGGACCCCCGAGAAAGUGGCCGCCCUCCCCGCCGCCCAUAACUGGUCGAGGGCCCCGGAGUGAUGGUCUCGGGAGAUGCCAGUCUAGGGCAAAAAGGAGAAGAAGAGAGAGAGAGAGAGAGAGAAGGAAGUCCUCAAGGUCUUCUCCCCCCCCCCAAGAGUGCACCCCUUUUCCGAGGGGCUGCUGCUGCUGCUGACCCUGAGCCUAAAGCCACCUUUCCAGGCAAGAUGGCGGAAGCCCACCAGGCCGUCGCCUUCCAGUUCACGGUCACCCCAGACGGGGUGGACUUCCGGCUGAGCCAGGAAGCGCUGAAGCAGAUCUAUCUGUCUGGCCUCCAUUCCUGGAAGAAACGCUUCAUCCGGCUCAAGAACAGCUUCCUGACCGGGGUGUAUCCUGGCUCCCCCUCCGGCUGGCUGGCCAUCACUGCCGUGACCGUGGGCAGCACGUGGGUCCACGUGGACCUCUCCCGGGGCGUGAUCAGCAGCAUCCAGAAGCACUUGCCCAGCAGCUGCAGCUGCUACUUCAACCUCCGCCAGCAGACCCUGCUGAGCGCCCUGCUCUUCUCCACCGGCCUCUGGAUCCUGGGCGUUUGGCUUCGCCGCCAGAUGUUGAAGCUGCUGCUCUCCUACCACGGCUGGAUGUUCGAACCCCACGGCAAGACCAGCUUCAGCACCAAAGCCUGGGUGGCCCUGGUGAAAGUCAUGUCCGGCCGCCACCCCAUGCUCUACAGCUUCCAGACCUCCUUGCCCAAGCUGCCGGUACCCAGCGUGGAGGGCACCAUCCGUAGGUACCUGGACUCUGUGCAGCCCCUGCUGGACAAGGAGAAGUACGAGCAGAUGGAGGCCCUGGCCAGGGACUUCCAGCAGAAGCUGGCCCCCCGGCUCCAGAAGUUCCUGCUGCUCAAGUCCUGGUGGGCCACCAACUAUGUGAGCGACUGGUGGGAGGAGUACAUCUACCUGCGGGGAAGAGGCCCCAUCAUGGUCAACAGCAACUACUACCUCAUGGACUUUCUCUACAUCACCCCCACGCCCAUCCAGGCAGCCCGAGCCGGCAACUGCGUCCAUGCCAUCCUGAAGUACCGUCGCCAUCUGGACCGGGAAGAGCUUGAACCCGUGAUGGCGCUGGGCGUGGUGCCCAUGUGCUCCUAUCAGAUGGAACGGAUGUUCAACACGACGCGCAUCCCUGGCAAAGAGGCAGACUCCCUGCUGCACCUGGUCGACAGCCGGCAUCUGGCCGUCUUCCACCGAGGGCGCUUCUUCAAAGUGUGGCUGUACCAGGCGGGGAAGCAGCUGCCCCCCCGGGACCUGGAGAUGCAGUUCCAGCGCAUCCUGGACGACCCCUCCCCUCCGCUGCCCGGGGAGCAGAGGCUGGCGGCCCUCACCGCAGGGAGCAGGGUCCCCUGGGCCGAGGCCCGUGCCAAGUUCUUCAGCCGGGGCAAGAACCGGGCCUCGCUGGACUGCAUCGAGCGGGCCGCCUUCUUCCUGGCGCUGGACGAGGAGGCGCAAGGCUACAGCCCCGAGCGGGAGGAGAGCCUGAGCGACUACGCCAAGAGCCUCCUGCACGGGCACUGCGACGACCGGUGGUUCGACAAGUCCUUCACGCUGGUGGUCUACCAGAACGGCAAACUGGGGGGCAACGCCGAGCACUCGUGGGCCGACGCCCCCGUCAUGGGGCACCUCUGGGAGUUCAUGCUGGCGACAGACCAGCUGCAGCUGGGUUACUGCAAUGGCGGGCACUGCCAGGGGGUGCCCAACACCGACCUGCCCCCUCCUCAGCGUUUGGUUUGGGACCUUCCAGAAGAGUGCAUCCGGACCAUCGAUGCCUCGUACGGCGAGGCCCAGGCGCUGGCCAGUGACGUGGACUUCUGCUGCUUCUGCUUCUCCACUUUCGGCAAAGGCCUCAUCAAGAAAGGCCGGACCAGCCCCGACAGCUUCAUCCAGAUCGCCCUGCAGCUGGCGCACUUCCGGGACAGGGGCCACUUCUGUCUCACCUACGAGGCCUCCAUGACGCGGCUCUUCCGCGAGGGCCGGACGGAGACGGUGCGCUCCUGCACCAGCGAGGCCACGACCUUCGUGCUCAGCAUGAGCGACCCCAACUGCAGCGCCUUGGACCGCCUGCAGCUCUUCCGGGUGGCGGCCGAGAAGCACCAGCAGAUGUACCGCCUGGCCAUGACGGGGGCCGGCAUUGACCGGCAUCUCUUCUGCCUCUACGUGAUGUCGCGCUACCUCGGGGAGAAGUCGCCCUUUCUGGACAAGGUGCUGUCCGAGCCCUGGCGCCUCUCCACCAGCCAGACCCCCCAGCAGCAGAUCAAGAUGGUGAGCCUGGAGGCCUAUCCGGACUACAUCUCCUCCGGCGGAGGCUUUGGCCCGGUGGCUGACGAUGGCUACGGGGUCUCCUACAUCAUUGCUGGCGAGAACCUGAUCACAUUUCACAUUUCCAGCAAGUUCUCCAGCCCUGAAACGGACUCCACGCGUUUCGGGAAGAACAUCCGUCAGGCCAUGGUGGACAUUGCCGCUCUGCUGGACGUGCAGCCCAGGCGAGUGGCCCGCUGAGCUGGGGGCCUUUGCUGAGAGCCCCACGGGAGCAGCAGCCGGCCUGGCAGGCUGGCCACAGCGGGCGUCGUCGAGGCUGGUGCCAGUCAGCCAGCUGUGUCUCCUGCCCUUUGGAGCUGCACUGGGGGCGCUUGGUGGGCUGGCGGGGAGGGGACGUAGGAGCGGUGGCCCCGUGAUGUCCCUUAUAAAGGAGGAUGGCUUUGGGGA